Messenger RNA from Besnoitia besnoiti, 1716 nucleotides. RefSeq names its product mediator complex subunit MED4. Lineage: Eukaryota; Apicomplexa; Conoidasida; Eucoccidiorida; Sarcocystidae. The record is from RefSeq and is a predicted model, not a curated record. The transcript has 5 exons. The coding region runs from base 1 to 1716 and encodes 571 amino acids.
AUGGAGCCACCUUCUCCUCUCCCUUCUUCUUCUCAACCUUCCUCGCUCCCGUGUCACCUCGAAGAGCUCUACGCUGCACUUCGCGCCGUCGUGAAGCCUGAGUGGUAUCGGAUCCCCGACACCGCCAGCGAGGAAUGGAAGUCCCGCUUUCGGGAGUCGCUUGACUCGGCGACGCCUUCCUCUGCCCCGCCGCCCUCGUCAGCACCUGCGACUCCGCUCCCCGCUUCUUUUGCCGGCGUCUCUGACGGGAGUUUCCUCCGCACUCUCUCUCGGGAGCACCAGCUGCAUCUCCUUGUGAAGAUUUCUAGCAUUUUAGAAACUCCAUGGCUCGUCACGCAGAAGCGCCUGGAAGGCAUCAAAGAGGCAGAGAAAUCACGGCCGCUCACUCUAGACGAAGUCGUGACCUACGCGCGCAGGCUCGCCGGCAGCACGUCGGCGCCGCCAGAGACGAUGAACAUUUCGGAUGUCGUGGCGCACCAGUCGAUCUACCCGACGUGGCAUUUCCUUCCGUACCCCUCCAUGGAGGAGCUCCAGGUGUCGCGGCUCGGCUUUCUGGCCUCGAAACCCUUCGACCGCGUUUGCUUUCCGCCCGAGGCGCGCCCCAAGUGGACUACGCGCGCGCGCGGGGCGCCCAAUGGCACCCAGAGGGGUCAGGGCCCCGAGGAGACACGCACAGGCCAAGAGGCCCGCGUCGCGGGCUACGAAGUGCGACUCGUCUGCCAGACACCUGGUGCAGAUAUCGUGUACUGUGUCUUUGACGGUUUGCUCGCCCCCAACACUCUGCCCCCACAGACGCUGUGGAAGGAGGAGAGGUACAACCCCAGCACACCGGUCUUUCUCUCCUUCCCCUUCCCAAAAACCCUGCUCGCGAGGGCCGUCAAGCCGCCGCUGCAGCCCUCGCGUCCGGCUCUUCUCCGUCUGAAUCCGCGGGGCUUGGCGUCGUCCUCGCAGCGCAGAGACGCCAGCAGCUCGACGCGACCGGCGGGCGGUGCAUCGACCGGCAGCGCCUCCGCGGCCGCGGCGGAGAGCGGUCGCGGACCAGUCGGCGAGUCUGCGAGACACGAAGCGGCGCCUCAAAGACAAGGCGACGAGGCGAGAGUAUCCGCCCCAAAGAGGGGCAGGGAGGCGCUUGCGGCCGCGGGCGGCGGCGGGCCCCCGAAAGAGACGCAACUCGGCGGUCCCGACGAACGAGGCGGCGAGAUCAAGGGAGACUGCACGGCCGCGGAGGCAAGCGGAGCAAGCGUCGCUGCGCAGGGGCAGGGUGCGCGCGAGGUCGCCGGCCAAAAAGAAACACCCGGCUCAGCCGCGGUGGCUGAUUCUUCACAGCUCCCCCCUCCUGCUUCACUGCGCCCAUCCACCCCUGAUACGCUGCGGCUCGCGCCUUCCCCCGCGAACGGCGCUGCCGAUCCCAGAUCAGCCACGAGCGCACAGGCGUCUUCAGCGCCUUCGGCCGCUGCAUCUGCAACUGGAAAACCGGGGGAGCCGGGCGGCGUGUCAGUCUCCGCACGCGCUGCCGCCGGCCGUCAAAGAGGAGAGACAACGGCGUUCCACGGCCUCAUGCUCGGCAGCACAAGGCGCAAUAAGAGGCGCGAAGAGAUGGAAGCGCAGAGACGAGAAGCCCCGCAGGAGUCCAGCGGAAGCGCGGAUAGCAGUAGCAGCAGCGGGGAGGACUCCAGUGACGACGAGGAAGAGGCGAAAAAAGGCGAGGGGGAGUGA